This is a messenger RNA of Magallana angulata, 1076 nucleotides long. RefSeq names its product EGF-like and EMI domain-containing protein 1. The transcript has 5 exons. The record is from RefSeq and is a predicted model, not a curated record. The coding region runs from base 227 to 541 and encodes 104 amino acids. Lineage: Eukaryota; Metazoa; Mollusca; Bivalvia; Ostreida; Ostreidae.
AAUUUCGUAAUCUGCAUCAUUAUUCAUCAUAAUCGUGUUGUUGGUGGUACUACUAAGUGUAGUUUACAGAACAAGAAAAAAUAACGCAGAAUACCCUAUAGUUUCCACUGAAAGAAAUGCAUCAAACGUGUCAUCAGAUAACAUAACUAGAGAUUCACCAGUAAUCUAUGCCGCAGUCGUGCGUCCUAACAAGAAACCGGACAGGAGUGUAGAACAGAGUGACCAAAUGUACGGAAAUAUGCUAAAGCUGCAAAAACCUUAUCGAGAGAGGAAAAAGAAAGCAAGGACCUCUAAUUUCAACAAGAGUAACAAUGCAAUGAAUGAGGAAGGUGUAAAAUAUGGUACCCCGGCAACCUACUCCUUUGUGGAACAUCCUAACAAAACUUCACCCCUGGAUGUACGAAAUCCUGACAGGACUUCAUCAUUGGAUAUAAGACAUCAUGACAGGGCGUUAUCACUGGAUGUCAGACAUCAUGGUAGGACUUCAUCAUCUGAUGAAGGACAGUACGAUCAGGAGUAUGGAAACAUGACGAUGUGUUAGUAGGAGAACCAAGGAGAAUAUUCGUUUAAAGAUAGCAACACUAAAGAUGUACUUUACACUCAAGGUCCUGCGUGAUGUGUUAGAUUUCAUAACGAAAUGUUUCGACUUUCAUGAAUAUAAUUUUUGAAUCACUAAUAUGUUUGUUAGAAUAUAUGAAGUCAUAAAUAUAAUGAAGUAUUUUGAUGUCAUUCUGAUAAAAUCUAAGAAACAUAAUGUGAAGAUACGUAUAAUUAAUGAUCAUGCAUUUUUUGCCUUUAAAACUCACAAAAAAUGUGAGUGUUAUUUUCUUAUGACUGCACACGUCUUAUUGUUUUUCUUUUAUUUUCAUGAGCUGAAUGUGGUAUUUUAACAAUAGAGGGACUAAUCGUUGUGCAAACAUUUGUAUGUUUAAUUCAACACGUUUAAUUUGUUUGAUAUUAUAAUGCUAACCUCCUCAAAAAUAAAUUUACUUAUCUGGGAUUGGUUUUGUACUCUAAUAUUAUGUAUAGAGUAAUAAUAUUUUGUAAUUAUUGUUAAUUAAAAAAUAUUUAUUGAA